Sphaerodactylus townsendi is the source of this 2181-nucleotide messenger RNA. RefSeq names its product pyridine nucleotide-disulphide oxidoreductase domain 1 (gene PYROXD1). Gene Ontology annotation, molecular function: flavin adenine dinucleotide binding; oxidoreductase activity. NCBI's taxonomy places the organism in Eukaryota, Metazoa, Chordata, Lepidosauria, Squamata, Sphaerodactylidae. Bases 288 to 1880 code for a protein of 530 amino acids. The transcript has 12 exons. The record is from RefSeq and is a predicted model, not a curated record.
CCUGGGUGCCAUUUCCUGUAGAUAUGCCCCUGUCCAGGUGGGAUCUGGUGAUCCCUGGAAUUGCAGCUCCUCUUCAGUCUACAGAGAUCAGUUCCCUUGGAGAGAAUGUAUGUGUUGGAAAGUUGUCUCUAUUGGACCCCCACUCCCCCAGGUCUCUGUCCUCCCCAGGCUCUGUCCUUAGAUCUCCAGGUGCUUCACAACCUGGUAACUACCGCCAACCCCUGCCAGUGGCCACCCUAGUGCAUAAUGAGUAUUAAUUAUAUGUCUUAGAAGCAGAGUGACCUAUCAUGGUGCAGUGGUUAGAGUACUGGUCUGGAAUCAGGGAGACCUGGGUUCAAAUCCCCACUCUGCCAGUGAGCCAGUCACAUAUUCCCAGCCUAACCUACCUCGCAAGCUGUUGUGAGGACAAAGAGGGAAACAAUGUAAGCUUUGUGUCACCAUUGGAAAGAAAGCUGGCUACCGAGUUUUCCUCUGAGGACAUUUUACUGAUCACGGCGUCCCCAGUUAUAAAAGCAGUAAUAAACUUCAGACAGGUGUCCAGAACCUUAGAAGAAUUUGAUGUCGAGGAACAAGCGAGCAGCGUUCUGGAGAGACGCUACCCUAACAUCCGAGUUGUUCAGUCUGGAGUAAAACAGUUGAAAAGCAAUGAGCACAAAAUAAUCACUGAAGACGGCAAGGAGUAUGCCUAUGAGAAACUUUGUCUGUGUGCUGGAGCCACGCCGAAAUUAAUUGUCGAAGGAAACCCUUUUGUGUUGGGAAUCCGGGAUACAGACAGUGCUGUGGAAUUCCAAAAGCACCUGGCAAAAGCCAAAAGAAUAAUGAUUGUCGGAAAUGGUGGCAUUGCAUUGGAAUUGGUCUAUGAAAUUGAAGGGUGCGAAGUGAUCUGGGCCAUCAAAGACAAAGCGAUUGGGAACACCUUCUUCGAUGCAGGAGCGGCAGAAUUCCUGAUUCCAAAGCUGUCCGCGGGAAAUCUGGAGCCUUCAAUUGCUUGCAAGAGGACAAAAUAUACGACGGCAGAAAGUGAGGAGGAAGAAAAAGCUGGAUCAAGUCCUAGGAAACUGGGCAGUGCUUUGGGUCCUGAUUGGCAUGAAGGGUUGUGUCUCAAGGGAGCAAAACAGCUGUCCCAUAAAGUUCACAUUGAAAGCCUGUGCGAAAUAAAGAAGGUCUACCUCCAAGCCGAGUUCCAGCAGUCACGGAAGGUAUCCUUGUCUUUCCCAAAAGCUCAACAGGAUGAGGGAAACACAGAAUCUGAUGAAGAACUGUGGCCAGUGUAUGCGGAACUAACCAAUGGGAAGGUGUACGGCUGUGACUUCAUUGUCAGCGCCACCGGAGUGGUUCCAAACGUCCAGCCGUUCCUCGAGGGCAAUAAUUUCGCUCUGGGCCAAGAUGGAGGUUUAAUGGUGGACAAAGACAUGCGUACUUCGCUCCCGGGUAUCUACGCAGCGGGGGACAUUUGCACGACCUCAUGGGAGCCCAGUCCAGUGUGGCAGCAGAUGAGACUCUGGAGCCAGGCUAGGCAGAUGGGAUGGUACGCCGCAAAAUGUAUGACUGCUGAUGCUUUAGGAGAACCCUCCGAAAUGGACUUCAGCUUCGAACUCUUCGCUCACGUUACAAAAUUUUUCAAUUACAAGGUGGUGCUGCUAGGAAAAUACAACGGUCAAGGGCUGGGAUUGGACCAUGAACUGAUGCUGAGAUGUACCAAAGGCCAAGAAUAUGUCAAAGUGGUGAUGCAGAAUGGACGAAUGAUGGGAGCCGUGCUGAUCGGCGAAACCGACCUGGAAGAAACUUUUGAGAACUUGAUUCUCAAUCAGAUGGAUCUGACACGCUACGGCGAAGAUCUCCUGGACCCAAACAUAGACAUAGAAGAUUACUUUGACUGAGCUUCUGAAAAUGUCACCGUCUUUGACUUUUUUCACGUCGGGCUGGAUUUUUAGAAAGGGGAUUCCCUUCCGUGGAGAACAGACAUACACACUGUGACCUCAGUUAUCUUGAAAUUGACGUGAGGAAUUGAUUAUCAGUUAUCUUGAAACUGACAGUUGACACUCAGGUGAUGACAGUCUUCUGCAUUUCACCUUGCCAGUGCAAUAAGGAUGGCCGUGGAGUGGGAGAAGGAAAGCUCAUAUGCUUUAUAGCAAAGACUUCAAGCAUGGACAUGUUAAUGUCAUUAAAAGUCACCCUUUA